GUACCAGGUAGGGAGGGGAAGAAAAACGAGAGAGACCAACUGACUGAUAGGCGUGAGUUCUCUCACGAGUCAAGCCCAAACAGGGGUGGCUGGCAGGCGCAGAGGAACCUUCUCCCUGAAGCUGCAGGGGGCACAGGCAUGCUGAUGAGUGGGCAGGGUUCUGAGUGGGGGUGGGAAAUGGGGACUGGGAGAAAAGGUCAGAGACCUGGGUAGUGCAUUGGCUCUUGGGUAUGAAUGCGGUCUUUGCUGGCAUCUAACCUCAGGUUGGUGGUAGGAGCUGGGAUGUGGUUAUUGCUUUUCAGAGACUGGACUGGAAUCUGAGUGGAUUGCGUUCAUGUCCUGCCCCUUGGGCUACUGCUGCUGGCAGGCCCUAGCAUAUUAUUUACUUGUGUUAGGAUGGAAAGGGCUUUCAGAUGGAAGACACCCCCUCCCCCCCAAGUAGAUGAUGUAUCUGAGAGACUCCAGAAUGCUUGGGUGGUGGAGGUAGGUGCCUGUGGCCCUGGCAGCUUUGAGUAGUGCAGGCCACUCUGGGAGGUGCUGGGCAGAAAGACCAGCAGAGCUGUGCCUCUCUGGAGGAACUCACUCUGAUGGGCGUAGAUAAACACAUAAGUGUGUAUGGCCCGUGGUGUCCGGUGGUGUGAGUAAAUGGAGCAUUGAGGUAUGAUCGGAGAAGUUGUUUGGAAAAUUGCGCAAGGAGGGGUGAAGCAGAGAGUUCUGUGGAUGCCAUGAGUGGACCUCCCUUUGCAGAGAGACAGGGGAUGUGGCUACUGUCAGUCUGGGCAUUGUGAGAGCCCUGGGAGAGGGCUCCUUGCACUAGAAAAGAACUACCUGCCGAUGGUUGCAGUCUCCUUUCCUACUUCGGGGCUCUUUGGGCUGCUCAGGGUUGGUGAUCACUGUUCUCCAGGCCAUUUGCAGGAGUGACUUUGGGGAGAUGAGAGAAGACGCAGCAAGUAGGAUUAAACUUAGGGGAUCAGAUACCAGGCUAUUGGCAGAAAUGGGGAUGCAGGGAAGUGGUGUUCGGGGUGGCAGUGGCAAUACGCGCAGGCUGUACUCUGGUGAUGUGAGUCUGGAAAGCAUGGGCAGAAAAGGCUGGAGGGCACAGAGAAUAGUGGGGCCCCAGGCUUCUGUCGGGCACGCAGGUAGCAUCGACCAUGCCCCUGUGCUGUGACGCUAUCUGUGUACUUAACAGUGUUUGGGGUAGCUAGGAGACUUCUUCAGUGGAUUGUGAAGGGGUAGUUCGUAACUGGAGUGGAGAAAUUGGUGGUUAAGUGUUUUGGUUUCUAGAGCCAGGUUCAGCUGCCUCUGCCACUUACUGGUCGGUGUGUGGCUGCAGACAAGUGACUUCAUUCACCACUUUACCUUAGGGAUCAUAAGAGUACCAGUCUCAUGGGAUGGGGGUUGGAGGGGGGGUCAGUGUUUGGCGUGGAUAGAGCACGCAUUAACAGGUUGUAAUUGUCAUUCUCCUACUGAAAUCCCUGAUAGCUGGGCUGUCCAAGGAAGCCCAGGAGGUUCUGAUCUGGCCACCUUUUCUUCUCCUGGGACUGACAGCAUCUGCCACCACACCUUGCCCUUGGAAUAUCACAUGUGGCAUUUGCCUGCCUUCUCAGACCUCCCAGGCCAGCUUCCCAGACCCUCCUUCCACUCAGAUUUCCUGGUGGGUUACCUAGGGUUUGCCUGCUUGUUGCCUUCUGCAGCCGGAUGGUAAUGGUUGGGCCUAGUUUCUGCUCUUCCCCACCUUGUUUUUGGACAGAUUGCUUCGGAUGGUGACCUGCGUCUGACAGUCCCAUCAGCUCUUCUCAGCUCUCCUGAGGCCGCAGCUGGCAGCUCCCCUGACCCUCAGCACUUGCCUGGACCGCCUGCGUUUGCCACCACAUCCUUCUCCAGCCCAUCUCUGUCCUAUUGUGUCCUGAGUGUCACUUUUGACCACUCUUCCCUCCUGCGGCACCUCUUCCUCCCUUUUUCCCUUUCUUCUCUUACUUGGUGUAGUUUGUGUGGCAGCCCGUCUGCACCAUGCCUCGUGGCCAGCCCCGGCGGCAGGGUCCUCGCAAUCCCAUCCGGGCGGCAGCCAAUUACGCCAAUGCACAUCCUUGGCAGCAGAUGGACUGGGUCUCUCCUGGGUCUGCAUAUGCCCCUCUAGUGGAUCCCUGGAUUGAGCGGCCUUGCUGUGGGGACCCUGUGUGUGUGCGCACAACCGUGGAGCAGAAGAGCACGGCAAGUGGUACUCGCAGCGGUGACCCCAUGGAAAGGGGUCCUCGCACUGUGCACAUGCCUGGCCCAUGGCCUCUCCGGGUGGACUUCCACUGGGUGCCAGGCUCGGACCCAGGCACUUUUGAUGGCUCCCCAUGGCUGCUGGACCGCUUUUUGGCCCAGCUGGGCGAUUACAUGUCUUUCCGCUUCAAGCACUACCAGGACAACCUCAGCCGCGUCUGUGAGAUCCUCGGGCGUCUGACAGGCCGAGCUCGGGCGUGGGCAGCCCCCUACCUUGAUGGGGACCUACCCCUGCCCGACGAUUAUGAGCUCUUUUGCCAAGAUCUUGAGGAGGUUAUUCAAGACCCAAACAAUUUCGCUGAGUACCAUGCUGCAGUGCCCUGCCCUCUGCCCCCAGCCUCGAGCCAGCCACCAGUGGCCCCACAGCUGCCUGUGGUGAGGCAGUACUUAGCUAGGUUCUCAGAGGCGUUGGCACUCAACAUGGGUACUCCCCCCAGGCCUAUCCCAGCCACCCCUGCUGUUUCUAGUUCCAGCUCUACAUCUGGAAAUGCUCUGCCUGAGCACCAGCUAGCCAAGGAGAGCAGCCCUGAGUCCAUGGAGCCCCCUGCCUUGUCCAGUUCUGCAUGCAGCACUAAUCCUGGUCCAUUGGGGCCAGCCUCCUCUCAGCCAGAGGAGGUGGCCCCCAAACCUGUCCCUGAACUUUCAGAACCUGCUAAUCCCCCUGCCCAGAAACCAAAUCCAGCUCUCCCAGGGGGCCCAGAACCCCAAAACACAGAGGAGAAGAUUUCUGAAACAGGAGACCAGGAAGCAACCUUAAGUAGCCCACAGAGUGCAGUGGUUCCCCCAGAUACCCCAGGAGAGCCGCCAUUUUCUCCUGUUCUCCACCCUUCCGCCCUGGAUUCUGAACAGGGCCCAGGCAGGUGCAGCAGUGUUCCUUGUGAUGAAGUGGCCUGCCUAGCCAAGGAGCCCCAUGGCCCCCCAUCAGUACAGAGUGGCAUUACCAGAUGACUCUAGACAUAGCACUGCCAGGUGUUCUGUCAACUUGACCCAUUGCUGGGCAGGAGGUGUACUUGUUUGGGCUCUAUCCUGUCUGAGUACAAACAGACCCCUUCUUCUGUCCCUCCCCCCACCACAGCGGACUGUUGGCUUUUGCCCUGUGCCCUUCAUCCCCCGACUUCCCCAGAGGCUGUCUCCCGCUUGGCUCUCUGCAUCCCCACCACUGCACAGGGAGUACCAUUUCACCUGGGCUUGUUCCCACUAGUUGGACAAGAGUUCUGUAGAUCAGUCCCAUCAGAUAUUUGCAUCAUUGUCAUAAACCCCACCCACUCAUGCACACACACAACCCCCCUUCAGUGCUGGCCGCCACUGGACUGGAUCUGCCAUGCCAGCCCUGUUUGGAUCUGGCCCCUGGAUGGUCUUUUUUUUUUUGGCCCCCACCCCCAUCUCGGCUCCCUAUGUCCUCUGUCUUCUGGGUUGGAAUUUAAGGAAGCUGCAUGGUAGAACUGGCCACUUUCAUUGUUAUUGAGUGGGAUGGUAUCUUGGCAGAGAGGGAUACUCCCCUGUGGGUGUAUUAGGAACCCUGUCCAGCUGGGAAGGCUCUGAUGCAGAAAAGUGAAAUGUAAGCCCACUUGUAGCCUCAGCUGCAUUUCAGGCAUUUUGUCCUGUAUGUUAACAUUCUAGUCACACCUGGUUUCAGAAAGUGGCAUGGAUUUUUACAUCUUGUGCCUUUUCCGUGCUACCCUCCCACUUUCUGCUCUUCAGCAGUCCCUGCCUCCUGCCCAUUCUUACACAUUGCUGAUUCAGCCCUGAAACCCCAACUUUGUACAUGAUUAGUAUCUGGGUAGACUGUCAGCCUCUAGGGCAGGGGCUCUAUCUUAGUUUUGUGUCCCUGGUACACAAUCAGUGCUCAUUAAAGGUGUUGGAUCCAUGGCUGAGCUUGUGGUGUGGCUGCUGACAAGCAGAGUGCUUGUCAAGCACUGCCCGUUCUGUCAGAAACAGGCUAUGUCCCAACUGCAAGCGCUCCAGGUCAGAGUUGCAAGUGUGGUUUCCAGCGGGGGCUUUGAGGAUCCAAGGAUCUGGUUGAAGGAGUUGGGCUCAAUGGGUAGGAAUGGGAGACUUGGCAGGUGGAGUGUGUCCUUGAAAACUGACUUCCGAGAGCUGAGAGCAGGAGGUGAAGUGAGGAGCAGGCAGCAGACCUGGUCUUUGAGGCCUCGGGGCCAGAGGAUUGGAAUGAAGAAAGACCUGUUCUGCACAAGGAUAGGUUUUCUAAUGACAGCUGAGCUCAAAGCUCCCUCAAGCCAAAUUUAACACAGGAUUGGUACAGUGCACCUACUCCAGUGGUUAGGCAAGAAUUUCAAGCCCGUUUCAGUUUUUAAAUUGUGGAAACAAAAGAACACCUUCCUGGAAAGUAGGAAGAAAAAAUAAGUGGAAAAGUGAACUGCAGCUAAAACUAUUGGGUUGUCGGAAAAGUCAUGACGCAUUUUUCCUGUUUUUCGUUGCAAAAAUGCGUCAUGACUUUUCCAACAACCCAAUAGUUAGUUUAGGAAAAACGAGUAGGCAAACAUCUGGUAAAAAUUUUUAAGUAAAAUAGACAUUGUUGGGAUUAUUUAGUAACUCAAAAAGGCUCUGGGUUCAGAUGGUUUUAUGCGUGAAUUAUUUUAAGGCCAGAUACCUUUGUUAGUAUAACAGUUACAAAUCUUGGAAAGAGGUGGGAAGCUAAUAAACCCUAAAAGCAAAACAAGCUGACAGAAGAAAUCAGUGUGUAGUCAUGAUUCUGAUCAGAAGUGGAAAAUCCCUGGAUAUCCUAACCCUGCCCAGUGCUUCUGUGGGGUCACAUUAGUGCUUCUGCCCAGGUCCAGGGCCUCCUUUUGUAGGCACAAGUCUGCUGUGGCCUGGCCUGCCUGUGGGCCUGGUAUCGUUUGCAGUACCAGAUCGGCCCUCAUUUGAUCUGGCAAGACGGCUCUGGCAGUUGAAUCUAGAGCCACACUCGGGGACAGACAGCCCAGUUAACACCCCCACUAUGUUGCUUGCCUCUGUGCAGGCUGCCUUUACUGUCUCUAUUUAGUGGACCUGGUGUGAAUUCCUUCAGCUCAAGAUCGCCAUUUUUCCUUCCAAACCCCUGUCCUGUGUGUGUGGGUGGGUAGGUGGGUGCAUGGGGCUUUCCUCCCUUGGGCCCCAAGCUGCUCCAGUGGGCUUGAGUUAUAGUCUGAUAUACUACUCCUGAGAGCCAGGUCCAUCAAGGCAGGCCUGAGGGCAUUUGAGAAGAGGCCAGAUGACAUGCUUUUUAAUUUGGAGAAUGGGUCCUUUUGUGGUUGGGCUCUUGUCACAAAGGAAAGGAAAGGAGGGCAGGGCCGCAGUGAUAAUGGCAAUGGUAAUGGCAUAGCUGCCCAUUCCUGGGUGCCCAUGAGGGCGGAAUCAGGAGAGGAUGGGAGGGCUCUUGCCUGGCCUUUGACACAGUGCAUAUGGUGUUGCAAAAUGACAGCUUCGUCUCCAGCCAGUGUUGUGCCUCGCCUUUGGGCAGAUGCCAUGACCUAGCUGCCUUCCCGCUUUGCGGGCAAGCAGGCACACAAGAAGGCCAGGAGAGGAGGCUCUUGAGUCAUUCUCCACUCCUGGCUCUCCACACAGGCGGGUGACCUGGAGGAGGGUACUCCUGGGAGCGGCAUGGUCUGGCAGGGUUUGCCGGAUGGACUCAGGGAUGGGCUGAAGUGCUGGGACCUGCCUUCCAGAUCAUCAUGUCUGGCUUUCACUUCCCUUGGAAAUACCCACAGAUUUUAUUACCUAAAGAUAGGACACAGUGGGCACUCUGGGAAGGUUUUUAAGUACCUGUCUCCAAGGAAAAUUCUAACACCAGAGAUAUUGAGGAAAAGGUCCUAUGAGAUAUUGAACAUUUUGUAAAGCUGCUAUAAUGAAGUGCUUGGAAAUAGGUGUGGAUGGAUAAACAGGAGAAUAAAGAAAUUUGUAAUAAAGCCAAAUAAAUAAGGAAUUAGUUCAUA
Messenger RNA from Hipposideros armiger (great roundleaf bat), 6200 nucleotides. It is a transcript of the gene RTL10, whose product is annotated as retrotransposon Gag like 10. NCBI's taxonomy places the organism in Eukaryota, Metazoa, Chordata, Mammalia, Chiroptera, Hipposideridae. The record is from RefSeq and is a predicted model, not a curated record.